Molecule: messenger RNA, 2410 nt
Organism: Pocillopora verrucosa
Lineage: Eukaryota; Metazoa; Cnidaria; Anthozoa; Scleractinia; Pocilloporidae
Product: condensin complex subunit 2-like
Biological process (GO): mitotic chromosome condensation
Cellular component (GO): condensin complex
Molecular function (GO): chromatin binding
Source: RefSeq, a predicted model, not a curated record
UUGGGCGCCAAGAUAUGAAAACAAAUAUGGCGGCCGUCUCUUCACCGUUUCGAACACCAGACUUAAUCUCUCCCAAUGCGAGACGACGUCGUGCAAUUGCCCUAAAAAGCACUAACACUCCGCCAACACACUUAAGAGAAAACGACGAUGCUGCAGAAAGAAGGCAGAGGCGUUUAUCUAAAGCGACAUCUGCCACCCUUCAAAGUCCCGCAACUCCGAGAAGUGCAACUCGUCUUGACAGCGAAAGGGGCCAGACUACAGGCAGCAAUGGUUUAACUAAUGUUCAGUUGAAAGACUUGUAUUCAAACUGCAUAAAGUUGUCUACUGAGAAUAAAAUCAAUGCCAAAAAUGCCUUUGGUCUGCAUUUAAUUGAUUACAUGCAAGACUUGAUAAAAACAGUCAAAGAGGGAGACAUGACUAACUUUCAGGUUGCAAGCUGUACAUUAGAUGCAAGUGCCAAAAUCUAUGCUGGUCGUGUUGAUUCCAUCCAUGCACAAGCCUAUAAAAUGCUAGGAGGUUUAGGAAGAGCUGAAAACCAAGAUGGUGAUGAGAAUGAUGGUGAAGGUACUGCUGAGGAACUCCAAGGGUCCCAGAAGCCAAAAAAGGCUGCCCAUCAUCGGCCUGGAAAUACCAUCGAGUCCAACCUCAAAAACAUUAACGUCAACCAGUUUGACUUAGGUUUUGAGGUUGAUCCAUUAUUCCACAAGACAUCAGCUGCGUUUGAUGAGGGUGGAACAGGAGGCUUGCUUCUCAACCAUCUUCAUGUGCGUGAUGACACAUGCGAUCUUCUGCUUGACUCCACAACUUUAACUGGUACAACAGCCAGGGAGAUGUCAUCUGAAGGGGAAACAACAUGCGACAACAGCAUGGUUGACCUAUCACAACUUCGAGAUGUUUACAGUCGUGUCAACUUUGAAGAUCUGCAAAUUUGUCCUCACUUUGCUGAUUUUGAGUUCACUAACUGGGCAAGCAACAGAGAGCAAGCCAAUACAGAUUAUGGUAAAAUGGUGGCAGACAUGGAGAAGAAUGAACAUGCUUUUGAUGUUGAUGGACCAGUCACUGAGCCAGAGCCAGAGUGUGAUUUUCCAGAACCAAUAGGAAAUGGUGACAUUAGUGAUGAUGGUAUGCCUGACAUGGGUGAGGACAUUGAAUAUGGAAGAGAUGGCUGUGAAAAUGUCUUCCGCAACCCCAUCUGUAAUGCCUCGCUCGCCUUUGCUGAUGGACAAGAAGCUAGGCUUGUUGUGUCACAGGAUGGAAGGACAACUAUUGCUUCUGCUGCUGCAACUGCAGGGUCACUUUGUUUGGAGCUUUCAUCUCAGCCUAGUGACUAUUCUUACUUCAAGUCUGACCUCAUGUCCACCUGGGCAGGACCGUUACAUUGGAAGCUUCGUGACAAGCUUUCAAAAGGUUUGAUAAACUCAACAGCUGAACAACAAAGUAAGAAAAAGAAAGCAAAGAAACAGCCUUUCACAAUCAAUUUUGACAGUGAGGUGGAUUUUGCAAGCAGUUUUUCAAAAGGAAAGGCAGCAACAACAUUGUCCAAAACAACCCUGGCUAAAUACACAGCAGCCAAGAACACAUUACCAGAAGACCUUCACUAUAAUGCAGACAAACUCUUUAGGCUUUUUAUUAAGCCCAAAAUUAUGGUUAAACGUCAAGUUCAAGCACAAACAGAACUUAGAGAUGAUGGUUCAGCUUGGUAUAACUAUGAGAAUGCGAAUGAUUGUGCUAACUUCUGUCCAGAUCUCCAAGAUGGUGGCGAUGAUGAUGAUGAUGCCUUUGAUGGUGCAGAUGGUGGAUGCGACAUGCCUUCUGGAGAAGCAGAAUUCCCAUCUUCACAGGAUAUGACCUUUGGAGACUCAACCCAAAGCCACAGCUUCACUAAUGAGAGUGUAGUGGAUCAAACACUCUUUGCUGGUGAUGGCCUUGUUGCCCAACCUAAUAAGGUUCAGAAAAUUGACAUUGGCUAUGCCAAAACUGCUAAAAAGAUGGAUGUGAAGAAAUUAAAGGGUGCCAUGUGGGGACUUUUAGCUGACAAGGGUGAAAGUGACAAGGAAAAUAUUGCUGUAGAUCAGCAUGGAACAGGAAAAGGCAGUGGAUGUGUGACAUAUCCUUGCUCAUUUAAGGAAAUCUAUACUAAAUUACCUGAAAAGCUUUCCAAGAACAUGGCUAAGAAUCUCUCAGUAUCCAUUGCCUUUGUCUGCAUUCUUCACCUGGCGAAUGAAAAGUGCCUCAAGAUGACUGGUGAGCCUGGAAUGGGGGACUUUUCUAUUUCUCAGGGCAUUUGAUGCUUUUCAAUGUACUUCAGUCUGUCAUCUAUUAUAAACUCAUGAAACAGUGUGAAAAAAGAAAUAUGCAUAACAUUUCAGCAUUGUAUUAUGUUUUGAUCAUUAAUAAACAGAUAAUUGGA